GGACGUUGGUAAACUCGUCUGUGUAUCAUUUCUUUCUAGUUUCUUCUUUAUUUUGAUUACCUCGAAAUCUCCCUUCAAGUUUCCAUUGGUGUCUCUGGCUUUAGAAGCUAGUGUAGUUUUGUAAGCAUUACCGCAUCCCAAUGACAAUCACAGCAACGCCCUGUGUCAAAGAUGGCUGCCUCUUGGUCAGGGGCAAGGUGGUGCUGACUAAGGUUCCGAAGAACAUAAUCGUUUCUCAGGGAAGUCGUGGAUCCGCUUUUCUGGGUGCGACUUCAGGAAUUCCCAGUUCUCGCCAUGUUUUCACUCUUGGGGUUCUGGAGGGAUACAAGCUUUUGUGUCUCUUUAGAUUCAAAAUAUGGUGGAUGAUACCGCGAUAUGGGGAAUCUGGUAGUGAAAUUCCCAUGGAGACUCAAAUGCUUCUUUUGGAAGUAAGAGAAGAGUCUGCUGUGGAUGAUGGAAUUUCUUCUGAUCCAGCCACUGAAAACACGUUCUAUAUCCUCUUCUUGCCUGUCUUGGAUGGAGAAUUUCGAACAAGUUUGCAAGGGACUUCUGCAAAUGAGCUCCAGUUUUGUGUGGAAAGUGGUGAUGCCAAUGUCCAGACCUCACAAAUAUUGGAGCCAGUGUUCAUAAAUUCAGGGGACAAUCCAUUUGAGCUCAUCAAGAACUCCAUCAAGAUAUUGGAGAAGCACAAGGGCACUUUUAGUCACAUUGAAAACAAGAAGAUCCCUGCACAUUUGGACUGGUUUGGGUGGUGCACUUGGGAUGCCUUUUACACUGAAGUCAAUCCUCAGGGCAUCAAAGAGGGUCUUCAAAGUUUCUCGGAUGGAGGCUGUUCCCCAAAAUUCCUAGUCAUUGACGAUGGAUGGCAAGAUACAGUAAAUGAGUUCCGCAAAGAGGGAGAACCACUUAUUGAAGGGACACAAUUUGCAACUAGAUUAGUAGAUAUCAAAGAAAACAGUAAGUUCAAGAGUUCAGGAUCAGAUGCUGGGUGCGAUGGUCUUCAUGAGUUCAUUGACACAAUCAAAGGAAAAUAUGGAUUGAAGUAUGUCUAUGUCUGGCAUGCUUUAGCAGGCUAUUGGGGAGGUGUCCUCCCAUCAUCUGAAACAAUGAAAAAGUACAAUCCGAAGAUUGUUUACCCAGUUCAGUCACCUGGUAUCAUAGGGAAUCUGAGAGACAUUAUCCCGGACAGCCUGGAGAAGUAUGGAGUAGGGAUCAUUGACCCACAGAAAAUAUUUGAUUUCUAUAAUGAUCUCCAUAGCUAUCUCUCCAGCAGUGGUGUAGAUGGUGUCAAGGUCGAUGCCCAGAAUUUGAUAGAAACCUUAGGUUCUGGAUUUGGUGGACGGGUGUCGUUGACUAGACAGUAUCAACAAGCACUUGAACAAUCUGUUUCAAGAAAUUUCAGAGAUAAUAACCUAAUCUGUUGCAUGAGUCACAAUUCAGACUCAAUUUACAGUUCAAAAAAGAGUGUGGUUGCAAGAGCAUCAGAAGAUUUCAUGCCACGAGAGCCAACAUUUCAAACCUUACAUAUUGCUUCUGUUGCCUUUAACAGUCUACUUCUUGGGGAGAUUGUGGUGCCAGACUGGGACAUGUUCCAUAGCAAACAUGAUACAGCUGAGUUCCAUGGUGCUGCAAGGUCAAUAGGUGGGUGUGCAGUAUAUGUAAGUGACAAGCCAGAGAAUCAUGAUUUUGAAAUCCUUAGGAGGCUGGUGUUGCCUGAUGGGUCUAUACUAAGAGCUAGACACGCUGGCCGUCCUACUCGAGAUUGUUUAUUCAGAGACCCUGUCAUGGAUGGGAAAAGUCUUCUCAAGAUAUGGAACUUGAAUAAAUUAUCUGGAGUCAUAGGUGUUUUCAACUGCCAAGGAGCAGGAAGUUGGCCAAUGAAACAAGCAACUGAAGACCUGACAAGCACACCUUCAUCCAUUUCAGGCAACAUGAGUCCCUGUGAUGUUGAGUUCAUUGAAGAGGUAGCAGGGGAAAAUUGGAAUGGAGAUUGUGCAGUGUAUGCCUUCACUUCAGGAUCUCUAUCCAAAUUGCCAAAGAAGGGAAAUAUUAAAGUGUCAUUGGCCACUCUUAAAUGUGAAAUAUAUACCGUCUCCCCAAUUAGGGUUUUUGGUCAGGAUGUUCGUUUUGCUCCCAUAGGAUUGCUUGACAUGUACAAUUCAGGAGGAGCAGUGGAAGCUAUGGAUUGCACAAUGAAUCUUUCGGGAUGCAUAAUAAAAAUCAAAGGACGAGGCUGUGGCAGAUUUGGAACCUACUCAAGUGCAAAGCCAAGGUCUUGUACGGUUGACAUGAAGGAAGUGGAAUUCAUCUAUAAUACUGAGAAUGGAUUACUGACAGUUGAUCUGCAAGGUGAUUGCAACUUGAGAACUAUGGAGUUCGUAUUUUGAGUUAUCAGUUAUCAUGUCAGGUGACAAGCAUUCAUGGAGGAACCAUGGAGGUGUUGUAUGUCGACUUGAGUUUUGCAUUGGAGAAGCAUGCUCUGAUUCUUUUCAGCAGCUAAGCAGGAGAUUCUUUAUAAAUGAUUCAUUUGUGAGCAUUAGGAGAUGUAAAUAAUUGUAUUUCAUUCUUUAUGUAUGAGAAAGUCAUUAAUUUUCAUGUCAUUGAACCAAAGAUGACUUCAAAGGUCAGUACAAGAUAUAUCUUAAUCUUUGCAUCA
This is a messenger RNA of Theobroma cacao (cacao), 2656 nucleotides long. Its product is annotated as putative galactinol--sucrose galactosyltransferase 2. Lineage: Eukaryota; Viridiplantae; Streptophyta; Magnoliopsida; Malvales; Malvaceae. The record is from RefSeq and is a predicted model, not a curated record.